AUGAGCACGCGUGGUGAAGGACGCGCAGUGCUCCUCAAAGGCCCUCUGCUCAAUUCGCGCGUGUACAUGACCGCGCUCCCAAAUACCCUCGACGAACUCCUCGCGAAAGCAAGCGACCUGUUCAGCAUCCCUGCAGCGUGCACGCCGCAGUUCGAGCAGCGCGGCGCUCGGAUCUUGCCGGAUGCAAUGCCAUUCCUGCGCGACCGUGAGAUGCUCACAGUGCGCUGGGUGCCGACUGACUCGCCCCGUCGCAUAAACGGCCAGCGCGUCCAGUGGGACCUGCCCGAGCAGGACCGCGCGCAGGACGCAGUAGCGCCGGUGUCCGCCAUACUACGUGGGCCUGAGGCGCGCGCCGCGCAUGCAGCGCGCACUCUGGAGCGCGAGCGGCACGCAACGGCCUGGACUGACAAUUUGCGCAAGCCGGUAGCACCGACGCCGACGCCGACGCCGCCGCGGCCGUCCGCUUGCCUGGUAGUCAAGCCCAUCCAAAAUCCGCAUCCACGCACGCCCAUGUCGCCGCCGCCAAGCUCGCCGCUUGGCGAGCCUGGCGAGCUGACUGCACGGCAAGCGGAAGCGCCGCCUUCGCCCACGCCGCGCCGCGAAGAAGGCGCGCCGCUGCCGCUGGUAUGGCGCGGACGCCAGGAGGAAGAGGAGGCGAGCUUGGAUGGCCAGGAAACGCCAGAGAUGCCGGGGUUGGGCGGGUUCAGCGCGUGGUGUGCGCGCUUGAAUCCCUUUUCCUGGUCGGCCACCGAGCGCCGCCCCGCCGAGGGCGCGUGUGCGUCGCAGCAGGAAACGAGCUUGGGGCGUGGUGCGCUGCAUACGCCGGCCCAAAAGCGCUCUGCAUCUGCACAGUUUACCAUGCCUGUCGUUGCGCACGUUGUUGGGCGCGAUGCGUACGAUAUCAUGACGCAAGUGCUUGGCGCACUCCGGGAACAUCCUGCCAACAUCCACUUUCACACUCCCGCCCCCGAAGCACUGCGUCGCUUUAGCGAGCAGCGCGGCGCUGCAGCGGACCGUGCGGCGCUCCUCGCGAGCGUCACAAAGCGCACCUAUCCUGCGGACAAGCCGCUCGCGUGCUUUGCAGAGGCGCUCCAGGCGCACCUCGAGAGCACCUAUCUCUUCUACGGCGCGUCGAGCACCGAGGCCAGUGCUGCGGUGAGCCUGUGCAAGUUUGCCGGCACGCUGCUGCGCGAAUUGGCGCGCGCGCUGCCCGAAGGGCCAGCAAAGCGCGCGGCGCCGCCCGCGCAGCAGCCGAUCGCAAAACGCACGCGACGCGCUGUGCGCACAUAA
Malassezia vespertilionis is the source of this 1290-nucleotide messenger RNA. RefSeq lists its product as uncharacterized. NCBI's taxonomy places the organism in Eukaryota, Fungi, Basidiomycota, Malasseziomycetes, Malasseziales, Malasseziaceae. The transcript is spliced from 3 exons. Bases 1 to 1290 code for a protein of 429 amino acids. The record is from RefSeq and is a predicted model, not a curated record.